CUCACGUGCCCCAGUUGGCAUUAAGAUUUGGUGCCAGUUGUCGUUCUCUCUGCAAUAGUGGAUGUGCUUGUGUUUGCCCAGCCUUACACGCAGAAGAUUAUAAAAAACACAAAGAUUAGACAAUAAAGAGGAAGAGGAGGAGGAGGAAGAGGAGGAGGAGGAGGAGUGAAGAGGAGGAGGAAGAAGAUAAGAGAAUGAAUUAGAUUAGGAAGAGAGAAAGGAAGAAGAAGAAGAAGAAGAAGAAGAAGAAGAGGAAGAAGAGGAAGAGGAGGAGGAGGAGUAGAGGCCUAAGAUAAGAAGAAGAAGAAGAAGAAGAAGAGGAGGAAGAGGAGGAGUAGAGGCCUAAGGGAAGAAGAAGAAGAAGAAGAAGAGGAGGAGAAGGAAGAAGAAGAAGAGAAGGAAGAAGGAAGAAGAAGAAGAGAAGGAAGAAGAAGAGGAGAAGGAGGAGGAAGAGGAAGAGUAGAGACCUAAGACAAGAAGAAGACGACAACAACAACAACAACAACAACAACAACAACAACAACAACAACAAAAACAAGAUGGCGGGUCAAGACAGCAAGGCGCCAUUACGAGAGGUCAAGAAAGUUCAAUUUGGAAUCCUAAGCCCAGAUGAAAUUAGACGUAUGUCAGUCACAGAAGGAGGCGUCCGGUACUCCGAGAUCUAUGAAAACGGGCGACCUAAACUGGGGGGACUUAUGGACCCGCGCCAGGGGUGUCUGGACCGCCACACUCGCUGUACCACGUGCGCGGGCAACAUGGCGGACUGUCCCGGGCAUUUUGGGCACCUUGAGUUGGCUAAACCAGUUUUUCAUGUGGGUUUUCUGGCCAAGACGAUGAAGGUGCUGCGCUGUGUGUGUUUCUACUGCAGUAAACUGAAAUACAAUGCGCAACACCCCAAGAUCAGGGAGAUUGUCACCAAGUCAAAAGGACAGCCAAGGAAAAGACUACAUCAUGUUUACAGUCUGUGCAAACCAAGGAUGAUCUGCGAGGGGGGGGAUGAGGUGGACCUACCCCCGCCCCCCACCCACCCCCACGAUGACCCCCACGCCCCCCAGCAGCCCCCUCCGCCCCCUCAGGCUUCAGGGACGCCCUUUAAGAAGUCUGGGUCCCAUGGAGGCUGUGGAAGGUACCAGCCAAACAUUAAACGCGUGGGUGUAGAUUUAAUGGCGGAAUGGAAGCAUUUGAACGAAGACACCCAGGAGAGAAAGAUCACCUUGUCUGCCGAGAGAGUCCACGAGAUUCUCCGCCAUAUUUCAGACGAGGAAUGCUACUUGUUAGGAAUGGACCCCAGAUACGCGAGGCCAGACUGGAUGAUCUUAACAAUUCUCCCAGUACCUCCCCUUCCGGUACGCCCAUCUGUCGUGAUGUACGGGUCAGCGCGGAACCAAGACGACCUAACACACAAACUGGGUGACAUAAUUAAGUCCAAUAAUGAACUACUACAUAAUGAACAAGGUGGAGCAGCUGCACACAUUAUCUUGGAGAACAUUAAAAGCCUACAGUUUCACGUGUCGACUUUGACUGAUAACGACAUCCCAGGCCUCCCGCGGGCGCUGCAGAAAUCUGGGCGCCCUCUUAAGGCCAUCAAGGCGCGGCUCAAGGGCAAGGAAGGCAGGAUUCGUGGGAAUUUAAUGGGAAAAAGAGUCGAUUUUUCAGCUAGAACGGUGAUUACAGCAGAUCCCAACCUAAGGAUAGAUCAAGUUGGGAUUCCUCGCUCCAUUGCACAGAACCUUACGUAUCCGGAGAUUGUGACGCCCUUCAAUAUGACCAAGAUGAUGGAGCUUGUUCGCCGCGGUAACAGCCAGUACCCGGGUGCCAAGUACAUUGUGAGGGAAAAUGGCGCCCGUAUUGACCUCCGUUACCACCCAAAGCCCUCUGACCUCCACCUGCAAUGUGGUUACAAGGUGGAACGUCACAUUACGGACGGAGACCUUAUUAUCUUCAACAGGCAACCCACGCUUCAUAAGAUGUCCAUGAUGGGCCACAAGGUCAAGGUUCUGCCAUGGUCGACCUUCCGUAUGAAUCUCUCAGUGACCUCUCCUUACAACGCUGACUUUGACGGUGACGAGAUGAACUUACACGUUCCUCAAAGCAUGGAGACUCGGGCUGAAAUUGAGAACCUUCAUUUGACCCCUCGGAUGGUGGUGACGCCCCAAAGUAACCGCCCCGUCAUGGGAAUUGUCCAAGACACCCUCACAGCUGUCAGGAAGAUGACCAAGAGAGAUGCUUUCCUAGAUAAGGGCGAAAUGAUGAAUCUUUUAAUGUUCCUACCGACUUGGGACGGUCUAAUGCCCCACCCAACCAUCUUGAAGCCCCGGCCGCUGUGGACAGGCAAGCAACUCUUCUCCCUUAUCAUUCCCGGCAAUAUUAACUUGGUGAAGACCCACGCAGCGCACCCAGAUGACGAGGAUGACGGGCCCUACAAGUGGAUUUCCCCGGGAGACACGAAGGUUCUUGUGGAGCACGGAGAACUGGUGAUGGGUAUUCUGUGCAAGAAGACCCUGGGCGCCUCCUCUGGGUCCAUGAUGCACGUGGCUUGGAUGGAGUUAGGUCACGAGAUAGCUGGAAGGUUCUACGGCAACAUUCAGACGGUGGUGAACAAUUGGCUGCUUCUGGAGGGGCACUCUAUUGGUAUAGGGGACACCAUCUCUGACCCAAACACCUACAGGGUCAUCCAGGACACCAUUCGAAAAGCCAAAGAAGAUGUUAUUGACGUGAUCCACAAGGCCCACAAUGAUGAACUGGAACCUACCCCGGGCAACACACUCAGACAGACCUUCGAAAACCAAGUCAACAGGAUCUUGAACGACGCCAGGGACAAAACAGGUGGAUCAGCCAAGAAGUCGUUAACGGAGUACAACAACCUGAAGGCGAUGGUGGUGGCGGGAUCAAAGGGUUCAAAUAUCAAUAUCUCGCAGGUUAUAGCAUGUGUGGGCCAACAGAACGUGGAAGGAAAAAGAAUUCCAUUUGGCUUCCGGAAACGCACUCUGCCUCACUUCAUAAAGGAUGAUUAUGGACCAGAAUCACGUGGCUUUGUUGAGAAUUCUUACCUUGCCGGCUUGACCCCUUCAGAAUUUUACUUUCACGCCAUGGGGGGCCGCGAGGGGCUCAUAGACACAGCGGUGAAGACGGCAGAGACCGGGUACAUCCAGCGGAGACUCAUUAAAGCUAUGGAGAGCGUUAUGGUGAACUACGAUGGCACAGUUCGAAAUAGUGUAGGACAAGUUAUUCAGUUAAGGUACGGGGAAGAUGGACUGGCAGGAGAAUUUGUCGAAUUUCAGUCUCUCCCUUUAAUUAAGCUUUCAAAUAGGCGUUUUGAAGAUAAUUACAAGUUUGACCUUGGUAAUGAGAGGUACUUGAGGCGUCUGUUUACUGACGGUGUGGUAAGGGAGAUCUUAGGCUCCCCAACGGCUAUAUCCACGCUGGAGGAGGAAUGGAAGAGGCUCCAGGAAGACAGAAAAGCCUUGCGGGAGAUCUUUCCAAAGGGGGAUACUAAGGUCGUCCUCCCUUGCAACUUAGAGAGAAUGAUUUGGAACGUUCAGAAGAUAUUCCACAUCAACAAACGCAACCCUACUGACUUAUCGCCACUAAAAGUCGUAGAAAGCAUUAAAGACAUGUUCUCCCGUUGUGUGGUGGUAUCUGGCAACGACCCCAUCAGCAAGCAAGCCAACGCCAACGCUACGCUCCUCUUCCAGUGUUUAGUACGCGCCACACUGUGCACGAAGAAGGUCGCAGAGGAGCACAGGCUGUCUCUGGAGGCCUUCAGUUGGCUCAUAGGAGAAAUUGAGACUCGAUUUUCACAUGCUAUUGCCAGCCCCGGGGAGAUGGUAGGUGCCCUGGCAGCGCAGUCACUCGGAGAACCAGCCACGCAAAUGACCUUAAACACCUUUCAUUUUGCGGGCGUGUCGUCAAAGAAUGUGACCUUGGGUGUGCCGAGGCUGAAAGAGAUCAUAAAUAUAUCUAAGAGACCCAAGGCGCCCUCCCUCACGGUGUUCCUUGUGGGCGCAGCAGCCAGAGACGCGGAGAAGGCCAAGAACGUGUUGUGUAGACUGGAACACACCACACUAAGGAAGGUAACGUCCAAUACAGCCAUCUAUUAUGACCCUGACCCGCAGAACACCGUGGUUAUUGAAGACCAAGAGUUUGUUAACGUGUAUUAUGAGAUGCCUGAUUUCGAUGUGUCCAGAAUCUCCCCUUGGCUACUUAGAAUUGAACUCGACAGGAAGAAGAUGACUGACCGCAAGUUAACGAUGGAACAAAUUUCACAAAAGAUUAAUUCUGGCUUCGGCGACGACCUCAACUGUAUCUACAAUGAUGACAACGCUGAGAAACUGGUCUUGAGGAUCAGAAUCAUUGUGGGUGAUGAUAAACUGGGAGCUGAAGACACCGAAGAACAGGUAGACAAAAUGGAGGAUGACACGUUUCUGCGCUGCAUCGAGGCUAACAUGCUGAACGACCUGACCUUGCAGGGCGUGGACACCAUUUCAAAAGUAUACAUGCACCUCCCACAGACGGACGAGAAGAAAAGGGUGAUUAUCAACGAAGCUGGGGAGUUUAAGGCUGUGGCUGAAUGGCUGCUUGAGACAGACGGCACGGCGCUAAUGACUGUGCUGAGCGAGAGACACGUUGACCCAAUCCGCACGACCUCCAAUGAUAUCUUAGAGGUUUUCAAUGUCCUAGGGAUUGAAGCUGUGAGAAAGAGUAUUGAAAAGGAGAUGAAUGCUGUUCUUAUGUUUUACGGUCUCUACGUGAACUACAGACACCUGGCCCUGCUCUGCGACGUGAUGACCAGCAAGGGACACCUCAUGGCCAUCACCCGACACGGCAUCAAUCGCCAGGACACAGGGGCGCUCAUGAAAUGUUCCUUUGAAGAGUCUGUUGAUGUUCUAAUGGAGGCGGCCGCAGCAGCUGAGGUAGACCCUGUUCGAGGAGUGUCCGAGGCGAUCAUGUUAGGACAGCUCCCCAGGUUAGGUACGGGCGCCUUCCACCUCCUCCUUGAUGAUGAGAAGUGCAAGUUAGGUAUGGAGGUGCCAAUGCCAGGGGUGUCUCUCUUACCUAACCUCCCCACCGCCUCCCGAUCUCCGUCUUCCUCCCCGUCGCACACCCCCUGGACAGCUAACACCCCAGCCAUGUCUCCCUUUGGUGGGGACCCCCGGGGAGGCCUCACCCCCAGCGGCCCUGUCUUCUCCCCAGCCCCCACCAUUGACACCCCAGGGUACUCCCCAGCCUGGUCCCCCCAACCUGGCUCCCCCGGCUCCCCUGUGGCCAGCCCCUACUUCCCCUCCCCAGGCCUCUCCCCAUCUUACUGCCCCUCCUCCCCAGCCUACCAGCCGGCCUCCCCAAGCCUCACCCCAGCCAGCCCCACCUACUCCCCAACCAGCCCUACCUACUCCCCAACGUCACCCCAGUACUCCCCUACCAGCCCCUCCUACUCCCCUACCUCCCCCUCUUACUCCCCUACCUCCCCCUCUUACUCCCCUACCUCCCCUUCCUACUCCCCAACCAGCCCCUCCUACUCCCCAACCAGCCCCUCUUACUCCCCAACCAGCCCCUCCUACUCCCCUACCUCCCCCUCCUACUCCCCAACCAGCCCCUCCUACUCCCCAACCUCCCCCUCCUACUCCCCUACCUCCCCCUCUUACUCCCCAACCAGCCCAUCUUACUCCCCAACCUCCCCCUCCUACUCCCCUACCUCCCCCUCCUACUCCCCAACCUCCCCCUCUUACUCCCCAACCUCCCCAAGCUAUGUUUGCAAUUAUUCCACUUCCUCCCCCGGUUACUCCCCAACCAGCCCCUCUUACUCCCCCACCAGCCCCUCCUACUCCCCCUCCUCCCCCCAGUACUCCCCAGCCUCCCCCACUUACUCCCCAACUAGCCCAAAAUACUCCCCCACCAGCCCCUCCUACUCCCCAACCUCCCCCACCUACUCCCCAGGCUCCUCUUACUCCCCCACCUCCCCAAAGUACUCUCCCACCUCCCCCUCUUACUCCCCCACCUCCCCCUCCUACUCCCCCACCUCCCCCAAAUACUCCCCAACCUCCCCUUCUUACUCCCCCACCUCCCCCUCUUACUCCCCAACCUCCCCCACUUACUCCCCAACCUCCCCUAAGUAUUCACCCACCUCCCCCUCCUACUCCCCUAGCACCCCUGGCUACUCCCCAUCCUCCCCCACCUACUCCCCUAGUCUUAAGGGAGGGGAGGCGGGGAGGAGGUGCAGGAGGAAGAGGAGGAGGAGGAGGUCAAGAGGAAGAAGAAGAGGAAGAUGAAGAAGUAGAGAGGAGGAGGAGGAGGAGGAGGAGGAGGAGGAGGAGAAGGAAGAGGAAGAUGAAG
Scylla paramamosain (green mud crab) is the source of this 6330-nucleotide messenger RNA. Its product is annotated as DNA-directed RNA polymerase II subunit RPB1-like. Gene Ontology annotation, molecular function: DNA binding. Gene Ontology annotation, cellular component: RNA polymerase II, core complex. Gene Ontology annotation, biological process: transcription by RNA polymerase II. Lineage: Eukaryota; Metazoa; Arthropoda; Malacostraca; Decapoda; Portunidae. The record is from RefSeq and is a predicted model, not a curated record.